Molecule: messenger RNA, 3542 nt
Organism: Fundulus heteroclitus (mummichog)
Lineage: Eukaryota; Metazoa; Chordata; Actinopteri; Cyprinodontiformes; Fundulidae
Product: F-box protein
Exons: 4
Coding region: 1171-2289 (372 amino acids)
Biological process (GO): protein polyubiquitination; SCF-dependent proteasomal ubiquitin-dependent protein catabolic process
Cellular component (GO): SCF ubiquitin ligase complex
Molecular function (GO): protein binding
Source: RefSeq, a predicted model, not a curated record
CAAGAAGUACAACCUUCUACAGAAGUCGCUGGUCAUCUUCUACACUGUUAUCUUUUAGUCUGUCCUUUGCACAUACAUCACUGUGUGGUUUGGCUCAUCCACAAAGCAGACAGGUCCAAACUGCAACCAACAAUCAGGAUUAGAGGAUCAUCAGGGUUGACCAUCCCUCCAUCCAUGACCUGUACAGGUUUAGGGUCAAAAAAAGAACAAUUAACACCUCUUCAGACUCUACACAUGCUGCACACAAACUGCUAAAACUGCUAAAAGAUGCAGCCUCAGAGACAGUUUCUUUAACCCAGUCAAUCUAAUGAACUCCUAAGAGCCAGAAAUACGAAAUGGACACCAUGUUUAUUUUUACUAAUCCUCUUUUUGUUAUAAUGUAGGUAUUCACACUCACAAUAAAAAAUAUCUCUGUUUAAGAAUAUUUGUAGAUUUUGAUGAAAAUGUCUUCACUGAGAGCAAAGUGGAAUUUGGAGAUUAAAUUGAUUUUUAUCAAUUGCAUUUCCCCACCAGGGGGAGCCAGUGCCCUUUCUCUUGGAAAUGCGUUUUCGCCCGUCUUCUUUUGUUUUUGUUGAGCUUUUUCCUAUAGAUCACCAGUUUCGUUUUACUUUACAAAUGUAACGCAACUGAAGUUUCUCUGUUUAUUAUGUUUUCUUCAUAUGUUUUCCUUGGUUUAUUCUUUGCAAGCCCCGCUCCCCGGAGCCGCCCCGGCGUCUAAAACGCGCACACCCAGCGCUCCUUUGACAGAGCGUGUUGAUGACGCUUUCCUCCAUAACAACAACAACAGAACUCAGCUGCUGGAAAGCUAACUAGCUGGCCUAGUUAUGCUCAGAUUUUUUUAACCUUUUUUUUUUUUUUUUACUUUAAAAUUUGUGUUGGUGCCUUAAUAGUUACUUACUUGUCCGCUUUCAAAGCUAAUGCUGUAAAAUAUUGAAUUCCGUUUUUAACCUGUAUGAAGUUUAAAAGUCUUUGUCUGCUAGCAUGCUAGCUUUACAACCAGGUACAAGUCGGAGCUUCUCCUGCUGAAGGACCUUCAGAUGUUUAUCAUUGCCAGCUGUGAAUCAGAACCGCUGGACGGAAAUAUUGAUGGCAAAGCCAGAACACAAGACCUCCCGGUGGAGAUUCUGACCUCCGGCAGCAAACCCCAGGCUUCCCGUCGUCUGUGGAAAAAUGUCGCCGCAGAAAAAGCUUCUCCUGCCGGUGAGCAGCCGGCGGAAGGCCGUGGAGGACGUCUUCCCCUUUAACUCGCUGCCGGUGGAGUGCCAGCUGCACGUCCUGUCCUUCCUGAACGAGGUGGACAAGUGCAGCUGUGCGCUGGUCUGCCUGAGCUGGAGUUGCCUGGUCCGAUCGUGGAAACUGUGGCGGGUCGCGGACUACUCGCGGCGCGGCGCCUUUCACCUGGGCCAGGAGGGGCUGCUGGUUUCCAACCGGGAGUUUGAGCGCUGGAAGUCCUGGGUCCACCACUACACCCACCAUCUGAUCUCCCGGCGGGCCAGCCUGCUCACGCUGAAGGCCAGCUUCGACCUGGGAGACCGCUGCAACAAGUGGAGCGAACUGCUUAGCCGCCUGCUGGACAACGUCCACUGCAGAGACCUCAGUCACCUGGACCUCAACUGGACUUUUACCCUGUUUGAGCCACUGGACCUCAGGGUCCACUCCAGCUCCAGUUCACACCAGGACAGCAUAACAAAGAUGGACCAGGUGACCAGCUUCCAGGAGCUGCUUGGCAAACUCACCCACAGCUGCCCGCGCAUCUCCAAGAUGCGUUUACAUUUCGACUGGUCCGACUUGUCCGUUUCCUUGCUAACCCGGUUCCAGCAGCUGCGAACCCUCGAGCUCAAGUAUUUCUGGGUCUUCAAGCUCGUGACCCCCUCCACGCUGCAGACGCUCACCAAGUCCCUGCCCAACCUAAAGUCGCUGACUUUGCACAUCCUGGUGCCGCUGAGGAACCUCGGGAUCUCCUACACGCUGGAGUCGGAGUCUCUGGAGUUCCUGGACGUCUCGCCCAGCCGCGGCCUGGUCUUCUCCUGCCUGAAGCUGCCGGCCCUCAGGGAACUGCGAGCCAAGAAGAUAGUCCGAGGCAUCACGCUGGAUCGUAGGACGAGGCUCAGGAUCCAGAGCCGCUGGCCUUGUCUGUACCACGUCCUCCAGCAGGGGGCGCCGAAGCUUCAGGCCCUGAACAACGAGAGGCUCCUGCCUACGUGGAGGGAGAAGAGCUACGGGGAACUGAAGGCCAUCCUGGAACAGUCCUGCUACUGUGUGCAGCACCUAGACAGCUGGCUGUGGUAGUCGGCUGACGGACUAGAUGUCCGUCUACGUAUGGGUCGGUAAACUUCAGCCGAAAGCGAAACACUUCUACACUCCGCGUCGUUGCUCUUAUUCCAACAAACUGAUUCUGCAAAGGGACACAGAAGUGGCUCAUUGCUGCUGAUUGGAGGAAAAAAAAAAAAUGAAAGUUGACGUCAGGAUUGUCCCGGUUCCUAAACUGAAAGCUGCUCUUUGUGUAAAAAAACGCACGCUGAAGUAAGGAAAUGACGCACAGCGGGUUUGUAAUCAUUUCUUGGAUAAUCUGCAAAAAGCAAGGGGCUUCUUGCAUUAAUGGCCCGCCGCUGCACUGGUCAGGAAGCGAGCGGAGCUACGUGCACGAAGAUCAGGACUAUAUGAAGAACAAUCGCUCCUGUACGUUGCUUAAAACCUCCUAAACCUGUUACUGACAAUUUUUUUUUAAAUAAUAAUGGAGAAUGAAGGCAAAAUAUUUUCAGGAAAUUCUUAUUUUCAUCAGAGAUAAACAGGAAACUUUUUUUUCUCCAUUCAUAUAUAUUUAUUUCAUUUGCAGAUUUCUAAAAAAGUCUUAAUAGAAACAGUUCAAAAUUACAAACCAAUGCCAUUUGAAUCAAAGCAAUAUUAAAGUAGGUUAAUAAAUGUUCCUGAUUUGCCACCACUGCCUAAGGGGGAAAAAAAAGAAAUGAAUUUUAGAAGAAUUGUUCAUUUGACUGGAUUCCUUUGCAGUCGAAUAAAACCUGAGAUUUUAGUACAAAUGUUCUUAAGAAUUAUGACAAAAACAGAGAAAAUCUAGCAUGAAAAUGCAUUUCCAGACUUUCUUCCUUAUUCGUUGUAUACAACAAAAAACAAACAUAUCUUUAAAUUAAAGAUCCUAUUUCCAGUAUACUGCUUUAUAUUAAGGUAACAUCCUUUAGUUUUCCUCAUUACUGUUUUACUGUGUUAUUGUUAUUGUGUUACUGUGUUAAGUUAGACUCACUGAGAGAACGUCCAAGAAAAACACAUUGAUUCAAAAUCAAAAAAGCCUCUUUCAGUGUUUGUUUGGCCUCUAGAUUCUUUGAGUUUAGGGCUUUAGACGGUUUUAACUUCUUCAAAACUGGAUCUAGUUUAGAUACAAAAAAGUGGCGCUUUGAAUUUAGUGUGAGAUGAUCUGAUCCAAGUUUUAGUGAAUUAGCCCUUUACCAAACGGCCCAAUCAGGCCCAAACUUCUGCUGUGUUGUUCUAAGACUUGUGGACUGAAGGCCAUCCUGGGGCACGAGAUC